AUGCCAACCGAACUGCUCGACAAGAGCUCCCUGGUGCAGGAUGAUAUCAAGAGCCCAUAUCCGGAAAUUUUAGAGGAGCUAGAUUCCUCCAAAAAUCAGGAAUCAUCUCAGCCUGCCACCUUGAAACGUCGCUUUAAUCUCCUCACUCUCCUCUCCAUGGUCAUCGCUGCAAGUGCUGGUUGGGAAUCAAUCAUUACGUCUCUUUAUCAAGUUUGUAUUGGAGGCGGCCCAACUGUCCUGGUAUGGGGUUAUAUAAUUUCUGCCAUUGCGGCGAUUUUUGUUUCAUGCUCGCUUGCUGAAUUUGCAAGUAUAUGGCCCACCUCUGCCGGACAAUCCCAUUGGACUGUAGCUCUAUCCCCACCUAAAUACCGCAAAAUUCUGGGUUGGUACUCUGCAUGGGUUCUUCUUUUAAUGACUACCCUUUCAUCAAUUGGCGCUGUGUACGCGUGCUGUAUGCAGACUCAAUCUAUGGUCGCCAUUACUCAUCCCGAUUAUGUUGCCGAAAGAUGGCAUGUAUAUGUAAUGUUUCUUUUCAUUUCCAUCUUCACUCUCACCGUCAACGGCAUGGCACCUCGAAUAAUCCACUAUGUUUCAAUCUUUGGAAUGAUUUUUCAUAUUCUUGGAUUCUUUGCCAUCAUCAUAACACUUCUUAUUACGACUAAAAACAAGAACAGUGCACGUGAUGUCUUUUGGUCUAUUCAAGACAACACGGGGUGGAAUAGUGACACAAUGGCCUUUUUCAUCGGCAUGCUUCCUGGUGCAUUCGGAUUUCUUGCAAUUGAUAUGCCAGCUCGAUAUUCCGAAGAGACGAAAAAACCUGGCUUGGACGUCCCACGAUCUAUGUGUUGGGGUAUUGUCGGAACCGCACUUAUUGGAUUGGUUUUCGUGUUGGCUCUUGCCUUCUGCAUGGGUGAUCCGGCGGAGCUCCUCCAGAGUCCAAUUGUGUCCCUCAAUCCUUUAGCAUUGAUCGUGAUUAACUCGACAGGCUCUACCGCUGCGGCGAUCGGGCUCUCGGCGAGUAUUGUUAUUGUGGCAUUUACUUCUUCCAUUGACAGCGUUGGCUCUGUUUCUAGAGUCAUCAUGGCGCUGGCAAGAGACAACAUCCUCCCCUUCGGUGAAUUCUUUGCUCAGAUCCAUCCAAAAUGGAACGCGCCAUUCAACGCCGUCUGUCUUGCGGUUGCCCUUGAGAUUUCAAUUGCAGUCAUUUACGUGGGCAAUGCUACUGCAUACUAUUGCAUCGCAAGUGGCGUUGUUACGCUCCAGGUGUCGAGUUACAUGCUUCCCAUCGCCCUUCAGCUAAUUUUCCGCAAACGGAACAACAUCAAGUACGGAGAAUGGUCUCUAGGGUCUAAGAGAUAUUUUUUCAACAUCAUGGGAAUUCUGAUCGAUUUGCUGAUAUUUAUUGUCAUGUUAUUCCCAACUACAAAGCCAAUAACUGCUUCAAACAUGAAUUAUGGCUCCGCGAUUGUAGGCGGUACCUUGAUUCUGGCGACAAUUCUCUAUUUCAUUUGGGGGAAGAAGCACUACAUCGGGCCCUUGAUACACCUGGAGGGAAUGAGCCCAAAUUAAGCAGUACCCUAAGUAAUCGACUGGAAUAUUUCCAAAUCCUGGCUGGAAGAUGUCCAAGUUGGGUCCUCACGGGAUAGUUAUGAGUACGGAGUCUUCAAUACACGAAACCACCUAGUUUGUAUCUCACUAGCAAGCCGAUCUCCUAUCAUCUUCCCUAAUAUAAGACUUGAUAUUCACUGGGUAGAGAUAAGCUCGGCGUGGGUGGAAACCCGGAACGG
Messenger RNA from Aspergillus ochraceoroseus IBT 24754, 1787 nucleotides. RefSeq lists its product as uncharacterized. Gene Ontology annotation, cellular component: membrane. The record is from RefSeq and is a predicted model, not a curated record. Gene Ontology annotation, biological process: transmembrane transport; amino acid transport. Bases 1 to 1569 code for a protein of 522 amino acids. NCBI's taxonomy places the organism in Eukaryota, Fungi, Ascomycota, Eurotiomycetes, Eurotiales, Aspergillaceae. Gene Ontology annotation, molecular function: transmembrane transporter activity. The transcript is spliced from 9 exons.